Molecule: messenger RNA, 1084 nt
Organism: Sinocyclocheilus grahami
Lineage: Eukaryota; Metazoa; Chordata; Actinopteri; Cypriniformes; Cyprinidae
Product: neuromodulin-like
Exons: 2
Biological process (GO): regulation of growth
Molecular function (GO): protein binding
Source: RefSeq, a predicted model, not a curated record
UGGUGUUUGUGUUUCUGGUCUCAGGUUGAGAAGAACGAAGAGGCUGAUCAGGAGAUCAAGCAGGAUGGACCCAAACCGGAGGAAAACGGCCACAAGGCCGCCACCAAGAUCCAGGCCAGCUUCCGUGGACACAUCACCCGGAAAAAGAUGAAGGACGAGGAGAACGACGCCGCUCCGGACGAGUCCGCAGAGGAGAAGGAGGAGCGAGUCUCUCCAUCGGAGGAGAAACCUGCCGAGGUUUCCAUGGAAACAGCAGAGGAGAGCAAACCGGCCGAGCAGCCCAACUCACCUGCCGCAGAAGCCCCGCCCACCACUGCCACUGACUCCGCCCCCUCAGACACGCCCACUAAAGAGGAGGCGCAGGAGCAGCUACAGGAGGCGGAGAACCCCACUGACGACAUAAAUGCACAGGAGGAGGAGGAAGCCAAACGAGCCGAUGUGCCUGCCGCCGCCGAGAGCCAGGAAACAGACCAAAUAGACAAAAAAGAGGCUGUCGACGACUCCAAACCAGCAGAGGACGCCGGCAAAGAGGAGCACGUUUAACAUCGACCAGUGAAAUGUGCAAGCAUAAGUAACCGACAGACUGCUCUCGAUGAAGAAGACGGUCUGUCUUUAUGUUUGUCCUCUCUGUUCUGCUGUGUGGAGGGAGUUUUCCAGCGCGGCUCGAUCUCUGCAUCCAUCCGUCUGGAGCUCAUCGCAUGAGAACCCUUCCUCCAGAGACGAGAACCCAGCUAAUACAUGUGGCUUCUUUUACUGUCCUUGGUGUCGUUAUGAGCGUUUCAUUGGAGAUAUUGCUGCACUGAUGUUAAAAAUCGAGAAAAUCCAACAAAAAGAAAAAGCGCCAGGCUUUCUGUUCAAGUGCGUUUGAAUCUGAGUAAAAUCGUGGAAAAUGGUUUCGUCUGUUUUCAAAAUAAAGAAAUGUGCCAAUUAUGUUCAGGACGUGCGUCGUUCUUUCAGCCUGCUCUCGUGAAGAGCUGCUCUGAUGAGUAAUUACUCACGUGCAGGAUCACCAGAUCAACAUGCAUCACAACCUGUGAGAGCGGAAUGAUCUGUUAAAGGUUAGGAGUCAAAGAUCAUCCAGUUU